GCGCAGGUAAAAUGCCUGUGCAGACCUCAACAAUUAAAUCUAUAGAGAAUGAAUUGGAUUGGCACCUUGACGUGUUGCAGAUUUUUCCUUUUAUAAGAGACCUGGUGUUACUUCUAUGAAUUUAUUCGAUCAAUGUAAAGUGUUUGUGCGGAGCCUUCCUGGUUAUGGACUGAGUUCUAAAUCGCUAGCAAGCUAACUUUUUAGAAUAGUGGAAAGGCCCUGUCUGUGAUAGUCAAAAUAUGUUGCUGCAUAGCUGUUCUACGGCUUAUUGUGUGCCAGUCUGUAAACGUCGCUAGCUAAACACAGCUAAUGUUUAUGUAUUUUUUUGUUGCUUGUUUCUGCAUAUUCGCUGUGCCUUCACCAUAUGUGACGUUGGGGCAAAUUAAUUCCGGUGAUGCUAAACAAUAACGUUUGUCUGCGACAUAGCCUACAACAUUUGUGUACGACAAAGCUACGAAUUUAAUUCGCCUUUUAAAGACGUUGAACAGUUUGGUCAACUAGAAGUAUGUUAACACAAUCGCUGUGGUCACGUGAAUCGAUGUGUUGUUGGUUCCUAGGCAAUUAACCUAGCCCCAUCUAGAGACACGGUCGUACCUUUAAGCUAAUCAGCACCUAAUGCGAUCUGACAGUGGUGAGCAAGCUCGCUGACGAGUUACAAUUUCAGUCGACGUCAACCACUUCAAGACAGAAAGGUGUAUUCUCGACUCGAUAGGCAUUUCAUGUUGUGUAGUCGACUGCACGUGAGUUUACACACGAGUCACUGUUCUUAACAGCAACAACUUCAUCCCUGUAUCAACGUCCAUUAAUGAUAAGCUUGCUUCCAAGAAAAGAAUGGCAUUGCAGUGAUGGGUCAGGAGGCAGGAAAGUCAGCCUGGCCCAGACCAGCCAGUGGCUAUCAGACCAUCACAGGAAGGCGAUAUGGCAGGAGACACGCAUAUGUCAGCUUCAGGCCCACUCCAAGCAAGCGCAGAGGUAUAUCCAACAUAGAAUGGCAGGAGAUGGAAAUGAACAAUGUCUGUGGGGAACAAACUAUAGCUUCAAAGGGGAACAUCUCCUUAAGGCCUCAAGUGAUCCUCCCUCUCUCGUCCCCAAAUUUGAUACACCCAGAGUUGACGUCGGCAUCUGACAAGGACACCCACCACAGAAAGCGGUCCCCUAGGAGACAGAGCAUAGAUGACUCCUCCAGCCAUCACAAGACUCUGAAAAGUUGUCAAGUUGCAGCAUGUGACAUGGAACAUUAUUUUGAUCUAGAGGAAUUUGCUGAAGCAAGUGGUGGGGCCACAGCUGCAGAAGAAAGCAAAAAUCCCUCCAAAACAGGGGUGCUGAGUCUUGUGAAUAUGGACGCUUAUGAGCCAGACAGCAGUGGGAGUGAGGAAGAGGGUUUGGGCCCAGGCCAACGUCAGAAUAUUAACAAAAGGCUAGACAGUAUGAUAUGUGGAUUAGAGAGAGACUUUGAAUACCUUAACGGCUUGCAUUCCUAUCUACAUGCAAAAUCAUGUAACGAGAUGGACUACUCACACCAUGAGGUGCCUUCAGAAAGCUUGACAGAAACAAUUCAACAGGAACUGGUUUCUCCAAGGACUGUUAGAGUAAAUGAUGAACUCAGCCAAGUAGAGAAAUGCAGUGUUCCAGCUAGUGUUCCAGCUGAUUCUCUCAAAGGUGUCGGGCUUUUGGGCGAAGAAGAAACAGCUCAGUCUGAGAUUGUGGUCAGGCCCAAAAUCCGAAAGCGCCCGAACGAUGCCUGCCUCAAUAAGAGUAAAUGCCCACAGGUUGAGGAAACCCAUGGUAAAACUGGCAGGAAGCUUUUAAAGCGCACGUGUGGUUCAACACCACCGUUACUCCUCAGGUCACACAGGCCUAACACACAGUCACUUUUGGACACCCCCCCUGCUCACUGCAGUGAGCUUAGCUCUUGGGGACGGAGAAGGGAAGAGGCAGAAGCAGAGUGUUAUGAGAAGGGAAAGACAAAAGACUACGGGGAUGAGAAUGACUACUGGGAAGAUCUGGAAGACUUGAAUGAGAAGUGCCCCCCACCUGCAGAGGAUGAAGAAAGCAGCUCGGAGUGCAGCGAAGGCGAGUGGUCAGCCUCCUGGACGUCAGAGUCGGGCUUGGAGAAAGAGAGGGCGUCCAGUGAGGAAAGCUGGGAGACUCUGCCAGGGUUGGAUGAGCUGCAGAGCUCUAGCAGCAGUCUGGAGGACACGCCCCAGCUCAACUUAACUCCAGGAGAGCUGACUACUCUAGAGGAGGGUGAGAUACCGUGGUUCAUAUGUAAUGAGGAGACCGGCAGCAGUAGUGAUGAAGAUCCAGAGGGUGUGAGUCAGUUUGUACAUCCUGGCCUCUUCCUCCUCGACAGUAACAACAACCUAGAGGAUGAUUCCAGCGUGAGUGAAGACCUGGACACAGAGUGGAGGUUACUUGAUGACCUGGAGGGUGACCUUGCCAUCGCUCAGGCGCUGUCUUACGCCGACCCUCAGCAGCUGGCAGAGGCCAUGGAGGCAGCCCUGGCUCAUCUGGAAUCUCUGGCCAUAGAUGUGGAGCAGGCUCACCCCCCAGCCACAGAGAAUGUCAUCGAGUGUUUGCCUCAGAUAACCGUGCUGGAUGAGCACAGUGGACAGGAGCAGUGUUGUGCCAUCUGCUGCUGUGAGUACGUCAGUGAUGAGAUCGUAACCCAGCUGCCAUGUCAACACAUGUUCCACAAACUCUGUGUCACACUCUGGCUCAGGAAGUCUGGAACAUGUCCUGUGUGUCGUCAUGUUCUCACACCUGCGCUGACAGAACCCAGGUCCUUCAUGUCUGAUCAGGACAGCUCAGCAACCAAUCAUAGCACAGCAGGGACACGGUGAACUCCUUCAUGUCAAUCAAAUGCCCCGUUUAGAUUUAUACAAGCAAAUAUUCCUCUGAGAAUUUUUUUCUCUCUUCAUUAAAGAUCCGCAAUUAUUGGUUUCAUUAAUUUAGUUCUUCAUAUUGCAUUUUAAGGCCAAAAGUGGCAUUAAAAAAGUUAUUUUCUAAGAAAGUAUGAUUUCAAUCUUCAAGGCACUGUUUCAGUUUUAUAUUAGAAGAUGGUUUUUCCAUUUCAGUUAUGUUGAUUACUGUAGCCCUUCACUUACUAAUACAAAUAAAAAAUGUCCUUAGACAAAAGAAUAGCUGUUUAUGUAACAAUAACCAGAAGUCAAACACAGUCAUCUUUUGAAUCUACUGUUAAAUAAAGGCUCUUGUGGAAA
Messenger RNA from Chanos chanos (milkfish), 3221 nucleotides. RefSeq names its product praja ring finger ubiquitin ligase 2 (gene pja2). Gene Ontology annotation, biological process: ubiquitin-dependent protein catabolic process; protein ubiquitination. The transcript has 9 exons. Gene Ontology annotation, molecular function: ubiquitin protein ligase activity. The coding region runs from base 846 to 2843 and encodes 665 amino acids. The record is from RefSeq and is a predicted model, not a curated record. Lineage: Eukaryota; Metazoa; Chordata; Actinopteri; Gonorynchiformes; Chanidae.